GCUUUUUCCACUUGCUCGAGCUUGGAGGGUUGGCGGCAAUCCCUACUCGAGAUUUGAAUCCGGGGAUUCUGUCUAGAGAGGAGGAAUGAUCCUGGUAGUUGCUGCUCGAUUGACAAACCGCUGGGGGUGGUAUCGACGCACUGACGUCCCUGUAUAGCCCCGAGCAGGCAGCCGGACUUGUCUUCUCUUCCCUUCUCAAGUCCCCGAGAGAAGCCGCACCAAGCUUCUCGAUCGACGCACAAAUUUGAAUGCACAGGCCUGGACCCAAUCAUUCUUGCGGCCCUAAAGAAUUCGGGUCUCCGGAUCCAACAGCGCCAUCCUUCGUUGCAUCCACGGAGCGGCCAAGAGCUCGUUUGUGCACAAUACAGUCCGGACCCGCAGGGCGCGAUACACUUUCCGCCUAGCGCGAGUUUCUAUAGCAGGCGAUUCCGACACCCACUUCGCGGACGCUUAGUGCCAUGCCAAGUGCGCCACCAAGCCAACGACGCGUCAACGUCGCCCAAGUUCGCCGUGACCGAACUUCAAGGUCCCACUCCAAACGCGUUUGCGCGCGUGCUUCUCGAGCGACGGAUUGGCACCGGCUAGAGCGUGACGCCGACUGCCCACGCUCCACAGCCGUGCACGCGCGCGCCAGAUGUGGAAUCCGCCGUCGGUUGGCGAUGUAUUUCGGCUCGCGAUGGUUCGUUUGAUGGAUUUCGAGUGCCCGGAUUCUGACAUCCCACCUCCGUCUUUGCGCUCUUCGUUUGCAGCUGCUUCUAGUCGCUCCGCUUUCGCGCGACGGAGAAGGAGACUGGGCGUGCUUCAACUGAUCUCAACUAGAGCAAUGACUCCUCGUACGACCAGGAUCUGCUGUAAUGCUGGUGGGAUAUAAAAGCGGCCACGAUUCUUCGAAGAAACGUCAGUUCUCGAACUACAAGACCUACCUGUCCAUUCUCUUCUUUGUUCGUUCUCACCAUGCAAUUCUUUGCUCUGCUUUCUGCCGUGCUCGUCUCCUCUGUCAUGGCUUCGCCUCUGUUGGGACCUGUUCCCGACACUGCUCCGGUGGCUGCCGUGCUUGGCUCUGCCCUUGGCUCAGGUGCUGCCGGCUCUGUUGGCUCCAGCGCUGCCGGUUCUAGCCCUGUCGGCUCUGGUGCUGCUGGUGCUGGUGCUGUCGGCUCGGGCACCGCCAGUCCCAGUGUCGUCGAUACUGCUGCUGGCGCUGUCGCUCCUGUCAUCGGUGCUCUCGGCUCCAACGGAGGCGUUGUGCCUCCCGUUGUUCCUGCCACCGGUGCCGUCACUCCUGCCGUUGGUACUGUGGCUCCUGUCGUGGGUGCCGUCGCUCCUGUCGUCGGUACCGUCGCUCCUGUUGUGGGUGCCGUCGGUUCUGCUGCUAACACGCUGGGAUCGGCCACCGGCGCUCUCGGUUCGGUAGUUGGUACUGUCGGCUCUGUGGCAAAUACCGCCACUGGCGCUGCCGCAGGCCUGACCCCGCCGCAGGCCUCUGUGGUGAACUCGCUCGGUGGCGCCGUCACCUGUCUGAAAGGCAUGCAGGACAAAGUCGGGCAAAUCGUCGCCGCGGAUCCGUCCAGCGCACUCGCUCAGCAGGCCAUGACGCAGGUCGCGACGCUCACAAGCUGCAUGCUCCCCCCGACCGGCACGCUUCCCGUCGGCGGGCUGCUCGGCGGACUGCUCGGUGGAAGUGGCGGCAUCCUCGGUUCAUGUCUGGCUGGCGACAGCGGCCCCCUCGGAGGCUUGCUCGGCGGUGGUGGCUUGCUGGGUGGGCUCCUCGGUGGCGGUAGCCCCGGCCUGGGUGGCCUCCUCAACGACCCCGAUCUCCUGGGCCACCUUUUGGGCGGUGGCACCGUCGGCGGCCUGCUCGGCGGGCUCGGUCUCGGAGAUAUCCUUGGCGGCGGCAGCCCCGACCUGGUCACUUCCAUCGUCUGGCUCCUCGACAACCUGCUCGGUUUAAACAGUUGCGGCUGCCACAGCGCGCUGCUGGGUGGGCUGCUGGACGACAUCAAGGGUGUAGUCAACGGCCUGCUGGGCUCGUUGACCGCUGUCCACGCCUGCGGCAAAUGCGGCACCUCCCCGGCUGUAAUCAGUGGCGUCAACGGAGUCAUCGGAAAGAGCGGGGUCCUAAGCGGGCUUGGCGUGUAGUUGAAUGAUUCUGGUAUAUGCCUUUCCCUGUUGGAUAUAUGGACCGUUCUCUGCUUGCCGUCUUGUGUCUUGAUCGUGUUUGAUUGGCUCUUUACAUAAUUACGUGUUACUCGAAUGUUAUUACUGAUAUACGGUCUUUGGAGGGGAUGUGCGUGAAAG
Messenger RNA from Mycena citricolor, 2295 nucleotides. Lineage: Eukaryota; Fungi; Basidiomycota; Agaricomycetes; Agaricales; Mycenaceae. The record is from the annotation of a GenBank genome assembly.